CCCUGUUGCUAUGCCCGGAAAAUAAAAGCAACCACACUGUCAAGUAGUCACUUCAUAUGGUGAAUACCACUUCAGCCGUCAGUUUCAAGAUGCCAAAAUGAACUGACAUGUAGUGUCUGCAAGAUGGAGUGGAACGAAUUUCCAUGUGGCAAAUGGACAGAAUCCCAUGUGAGCUCCUGGUUAAAAUCCAUUGGAGUGAAAGAGAAGUACAUUCUGAAACUGUACGAAGAGGAGGUUACAGGACCUGCACUAAUGAGGCUGCAAAGAGAAUAUCUACGUGACACAAUUGAAAUGAAAGGUGGCCAAAUCGAACUUCUGCUAUCUAAUCGUAAUGAUCUAUCGAAGCCAAGACCACAGAAACUAAAAGCAGGCAGUAGCACACAGAGAGAUACCAGAAAUGUUGAAUCCAUUGCUGCAUCCACACAAGAGUCAAAAGACAAAGUUGAGUGUACCAGUGAAACAAGUGAAAAUGAAAAAACAUCAAUUGGCGCAUCUUCUUCUCUAAGUAACUUCCGUGUAUUUGAUGAACAUGACAAAGACUUCCGAUAUGUCAAGCACAGAGUGCUUCCACCAGAGACUGGAAUUGAAAACAUGAUUGUUCCAUGCCAUGAAUACAAAUCACUGGAAAUUGCCCACAAAUUAGAACCACUGAAGCUUAGAGUCAAAGUCGCAAGUGAGGUAAUCAGAUUUGCUUGUGGGUGCAUGAACAUGCGGACCAAUGGCACAAUACACUUUGGGGUCAUGGAUAAGAUUAAAGGCAGCUACAAGCAUGGUGAAAUCAUCGGAAUACCAGUUGAAAACCAAAGUGACUUUGUGGAUGCAUUGGACUACAUUGAAAACUGCUUCAAGGAUUUAAACCACCAUUCUGAUGCCAGGAAAUGCAUAAGGAAUCCAAAGUUUAUUGAGGUAAUUGACAAGGGGAGCAGUGGAGGAAACUGGAUCAUUGAAUUUGAUGUUGUCCCAAAGGCAAGAGUGGUGAAAGACCAACUCUACAGUGUUACUAUUCCAAAGUUCAGCGAGAAAACCAACAAAGUAAUCUAUGAGGAGAAAGCACCAUACCACAGAGUAGGGGCCAAUACACCCCGCAUACCUGGUGAAGACUUAGUUCAUUUCAUUCAAGGACUGAAAGAGAAAGAUCUACAGAGGGAAGAGGCAGAGUCUUCUACCAGUCAAACAGCUGCAGACACUAGGGAGGAUCUUGGGAGAAAAUUGUCAAUUCUCUUGACCUGUGGAAAAAAGUACAUGGAUGACACCUUGUCAUUCAUCAUUGUGACAAAUAAGUUUCAAGAAGAACAUCUGAAGACUAUCAACUUCUUAGUGCACAUGAAAAUAUUCUGUGUUUUUGACUUCGAUCCAGACUCCAAAACAUCUGGACUUUGUGGACAAUAUCGUGAGCACCAUGCUGCUAACCUCCACUUUUUGCAUGACUUUGCUAUUGAUCCUGGUCUAAGCACCACUGACUUCAAGAAGAGCUUACAGCUAUUUGAUAGGACAAGCUGGAUAUUCUGCAAUGGGCGGAAUCAUUACCUUGGUGGAGAAGAUCCUUGUGAUGAAAAAACCUGGAUCAGAACAAAGAAAAAACAACUGAAAAGGACUGUCUCUGUCAUCUGCAAUGAAAUCCUUCCUAAAGGUUCAUUUGUGGUGCUUUUCUUGCUCAUGUCUCAGGUCGAACAGCCACUUGUUGAUACAUUUCAUGAAUUCUAUGCAGAAAUGAAUGGCCAUGAGGAUUUGGCUAUCAUUUCAGAGUCCAAAGAGAACUACAACAAGUGGUCAAGUCUCGCUCAAGCGUCUUGUGAUUUGGAAUCACUGGAACAAAUUAGUAUUGUUGGCAUGCCAAUGAGUCAUGUAGAUGCUACAAUUCAAAGCAUUCAGCUUUCCAAUAAACAACUGACUCGACGCUUACCUGUGUUCAACAAAGGUCUGUGCUUCCUGAAGCCUAUAGAUGAAGACACAAUGCUUUCUCUGGACAUAGUCAGUACUGAUCAGUGUGAAGAAACAAACUUGGAUGUAAUGGGCAAUGACCAAGUUAGUAACAUUGAGAAGUAUUUCUAUCAAGGAGGGAAAAUCAGCUGGAUGCACUUGUGGCUUGCAGAAAAAGUGAAGUGUGAAGAGGUCAUUCAGAGAGACGCAUACAAAGAAACAACCAAGAUUUUAGAGGCCAUUUUACAGGAUGAUACAACAAAAAGGUCCAUUCAGAGUGUCAACAUAUGUCACCAACCUGGCAGUGGUGGAAGCACAGUCGCACAUCAGAUCCUCUGGAACUGUCGAACCAAACUCCGGUGUGCAGUGGUUAAGCAAUCAUACCUAAUUCAAACUGUAUGUCAGCAUUCAGUACGCCUGCGAGAAUAUGAAGAGAAAGACAAAAACCGUUGUCUCCCGGUGCUCUUGCUGCUGGAUGACUGUAAUGCAGAGUAUAUAGAUGAGU
Messenger RNA from Oncorhynchus kisutch (coho salmon), 2425 nucleotides. Its product is annotated as sterile alpha motif domain-containing protein 9-like. Gene Ontology annotation, molecular function: protein binding. The record is from RefSeq and is a predicted model, not a curated record. Lineage: Eukaryota; Metazoa; Chordata; Actinopteri; Salmoniformes; Salmonidae. Gene Ontology annotation, cellular component: cytoplasm.